AUGGAGGUAAGUAUCGAGCAAUGCUGUGCCAUCAGAUUUUGCUUCAGACUAGGAAACAUUGGUGCAGAAACCCAUGAAAUGAUCAAGAAAGCCUACAAAGAUGAAGCAAUGUCCAGGGCUCAAGUUUUCAAGGGGCACAAGCUCUUCAAAGAAGGGUGCACCUCCUUUGAAAAUGAGCUUUGUUUUGGGUGGCUUUCCACUGAAAGAAGUGAUGAAAAUGUCCAGAAAAAUUACCAACUUGUCCAUUUAAAGCGGUUGGACCUUUCAUAUGGAAAUGUUAACCAAAUUCUGACUGACAACUGGCAAUUGGCUCCUUCACCAGGAAAAUGCACCUGCGCACACUGUCCUCACUGUGAAUGA
Molecule: messenger RNA, 360 nt
Organism: Homarus americanus (American lobster)
Lineage: Eukaryota; Metazoa; Arthropoda; Malacostraca; Decapoda; Nephropidae
Product: protein GVQW3-like
Exons: 1
Coding region: 1-360 (119 amino acids)
Source: RefSeq, a predicted model, not a curated record